Sycon ciliatum is the source of this 1329-nucleotide messenger RNA. RefSeq names its product 2',3'-cyclic-nucleotide 3'-phosphodiesterase-like. Gene Ontology annotation, cellular component: cytoplasm; membrane. The transcript has a single exon. Gene Ontology annotation, molecular function: 2',3'-cyclic-nucleotide 3'-phosphodiesterase activity. NCBI's taxonomy places the organism in Eukaryota, Metazoa, Porifera, Calcarea, Leucosolenida, Sycettidae. The record is from RefSeq and is a predicted model, not a curated record. Bases 1 to 1329 code for a protein of 442 amino acids. Gene Ontology annotation, biological process: cyclic nucleotide catabolic process.
AUGCCAUGGUCCGGUCACUUUGCGUUUGUGCAAAGUGCUCGAUCUCAAGCUCUGCUGCGUCGCUCCAGAGCGAUCUUUCUGAUGAGGGGACUGCCUGGCAGUGGCAAAAGCAGAAUCAUCAAGGACCACAUAUCGCGAUUGCUACCUAGCGCCACCAUUUGUUCGGCUGACGACUUUAUGAUGCAGGAUGGAAAGUACUGCUUUCAGAAGACAAAGUUGAAGGAUGCCCACGCCGACUGCUUCAAGCAUAGCAUGGCUGCUGCGGCUAGACGUGUGCCUGCACUAUGCAUUGACAACCAGCACACUGCAGCCUGGACAACCCAUAGGGUGCUCUUGCUAGCUCGGGCAUACCAGUACAUGGUGUUUGUGCUGGAGUCUCGUACACCGUGGAGACGUGAUCCGGCCGCGUUGGCAGAGAAAUGCAUACAUGGUGUCGGUGAAGAGCACGUUGAGCUUGCUCUGAAGGCCUAUGAACCAAUGCUAGCCGAAUACUAUGGGUGGUUUCUUCCACAGGCUGAGUCGGCAUAUCUAAAUCGUGUGGCACGGCAUUACUUCUCUCUGUCACUCUCAAGGAGUUAUUCAUUCUCAAACUGGUACAACUUGCUGCUGUCCAGUACGAAGGCAGUAGAUAGCUUUACAAAACUUGCUUCAAUAGAUCCCAGCCGUCACUAUGCCAGCGUGGAUACAGUGUUGUUUGCAAAUGCAACACCGUUUUUAAACGCUGCCAACAACGGAGGUGGGGAAGAAGAGGUGGAGCAGGAUUUGAGGAGGCGGGUUUGCUAUAGCACGUCAAGGAAGGUCUGCUCGCACCUGACCUCGAGUGCACCUCUCCGUGUCUUCUCCGUGUACUUCACGCCACGCUCGUGCGGUGCGCGAGUGUUCGUACCUGAGCAGGUCGUCGACCUGUGUGAAGCAGCGGACGAGCAUGAAGAUCGCGAUGUGGGUGUGGAAUGCAGCGCUGACUCGCCGGCCUUGGCUGAUGCUGAAGUGGCAGCCAUGCAAGACGGUCCGGUGACCUGGGCAGAGCGUGAGCAGUUCUGCCCAUUCUACAGUACCAGCGAGCCUGGCGCACUGGUGCACGUACGGCUGGGCCAGCAGGAUGGUCUAGCGCAGCGCCAGUGCAUUGAUGACCUCACAACUAUAGUGCAAGAUGAGAUUGAUAGAGCAGCUCAGGCAGCAACUGGUCAUGACAAUUGCGAUGUGGUUAAUUUAGGUGAUGCCACUGUCAGAGAAUAUGGGGACGCUUGGGUCGUCUAUUUCAAUAAGCCCAUUGAGAUCCAGGGCCUCUUCACUGGAUCCUACAAUUCCAGUAAGCUCUCAGCAACCUGA